Messenger RNA from Knipowitschia caucasica, 3834 nucleotides. The record is from the annotation of a GenBank genome assembly. Lineage: Eukaryota; Metazoa; Chordata; Actinopteri; Gobiiformes; Gobiidae.
AUGGUGCGUCAGAAGGUGUUAGCGGCGCCGCGGAUCACACAGGGGGGGCGUCACACCGGGGCUGCCACAUGCCACGCGCUCAGGCUAAUGUGGCUAAUAUGGAUAAUGCGCUGUGGCAUGUUCACACCGCCGCAGAUUGUCUGGGAGGAGGCCGCUCAUCGGGACGAGAGGGAGCGCUCUGUUCCGUCUGCCGCUGACACCGGGGAGUGGCCCAUCCCCCUCGUGUCCAUGAACUGUGACUACGUGUUUGUGAACGGGAAGGAGAGCCGCGGCUCCAUGAACGCACGGGUCAUCUUCAGCUACGAGCACCUGAGCGCGCCCCUGGAGCUGACCGUGUGGGUGCCCAAACUCCCCCUGCUGGUGGAACUCAGCGACUACAACCUGAGCUUCAUCAAGGGCUGGAGAGUCCCCAUCGUGCCCGACCGCCGCUCUCCUCUCCUCUCCUCCCCUCUCAGCUCUCCUCUCCUCCCCUCGCAUCUCUCCUCUCCUCUCCUCCCCUCUCAGCUCUCCUCUCUUCCCCUCUCAUCACUCCUCUCCUCUCCUCCCCUCUCAUCUCUCCUCUCCUCUCUUCCCCUCUCAUCUCUCCUCUCCUCCCCUCUCAGCUCUCCUCUCUUCCCCUCUCAUCUCUCCUCUCCUCUCCUCCCCUCUCAGCUCUCCUCUCUUCCCCUCUCAUCUCUCCUCUCCUCUCCUCCCCUCUCAGCUCUCCUCUCUUCCCCUCUCAUCUCUCCUCUCUUCCCCUCUCAUCUCUCCUCUCCUCUCUUCUCCUCUCAUCUCUCCUCUCCUCUCCUCCCCUCUCAUCUCCUCCUCUCCUCUCUUUCCCCUCUCAUCUCUCUCUCUUCCCCUCUCAUCUCCCUCUCUCUCCCCUCCCAUCUCUCAUCUCUCCUCUCUUCCCCUCUCAUCUCUCUCCUCUCUUCCCCCUCUCAUCUCCUCUCUCUCACUCUCCUCCCUCUCAUCCCCUCUCUCAUCUCUCUUCCCCUCUCAUCUCUCCUCCUCCUCUCCUCCCCUCCUCUCUCUCCUCUCCUCUCUUCCCCUCUCAUCUCUCCUCCUUCUCUCCCUCUCCUCUCUCUCAUCUCUCCUCCCUCUCCUUCCCCUCUCAUCUCAGCCUCUCCUCUCUUCCCCUCUCUCUCAUCCUCUCCUCUCCUCUCCUCAUCUCUCUCCUCUCCUCUCUCUCCCCUCUCAGCUCUCCUCUCUUCCCCUCUCAUCUCUCCUCUCCUCUCCUCUCCUCCCCUCUCAGCUCUCCUCUCUUCCCCCUCUCAUCUCUCCCUCUCCUCACCUCCCCUCAGCUCUCUCUCCUCUCUCAGCUCCCUCUCAUCCCCUCUCAUCUCUCCUCCUCCCCCUCUCAUCUCUCCUCUCCUCUCCUCCCCUCUCAGCUCUCCUCUCUUCCCCUCUCAUCUCUCCUCUCUUCCCCUCUCAUCUCUCCUCUCCUCUCCUCCCCUCUCAGCUCUCCUCUCUUCCCCUCUCAUCUCUCCUCUCCUCUCCUCCCCUCUCAUCUCUCCUCUCCUCUCCUCCCCCUCUCAGCUCUCCUCUCUUCCCCUCUCAUCUCUCCUCUCCUCUCUUCCCCUCUCAUCUCUCCUCUCCUCUCCUCCCCUCUCAGCUCUCCUCUCUUCCCCUCUCAUCUCUCCUCUCCUCUCCUCCCCUCUCAUCUCUCCUCUCCUCUCCUCCCCUCUCAGCUCUCCUCUCUUCCCCUCUCAUCUCUCCUCUCCUCUCUUCCCCUCUCAUCUCUCCUCUCUUCCCUCUCAUCUCUCCUCUCCUCUCUUCCCCUCUCAUCUCUCCUCUCCUCUCCUCCCCUCUCAGCUCUCCUCUCUUCCCCUCUCAUCUCUCCUCUCCUCUCUUCCCCUCUCAUCUCUCCUCUCCUCUCCUCCCCUCUCAUCUCUCCUCUCCUCCCCUCUCAGCUCUCCUCUCUUCCCCCUCUCAUCUCUCCUCUCCUCUCUUCCCCUCUCAUCUCUCCUCUCCUCUCUUCCCCUCUCAUCUCUCCUCUCCUCUCCUCCCCUCUCAGCUCUCCUCUCCUCUCUUCCCCUCUCAUCUCUCCUCUCCUCCCCUCUCAGCUCUCCUCUCUUCCCUCUCAUCUCUCCUCUUCUCUCUUCCCCUCUCAUCUCUCCUCUCUUCCCCUCUCAUCUCUCCUCUCUUCCCCCUCUCAUCUCUCCUCUCUUCCCCUCUCAUCUCUCCUCUCCUCUCUUCCCCUCUCAUCUCUCCUCUCCUCUCCUCCCCUCUCAUCUCUCCUCUCCUCUCCUCCCCUCUCAGCUCCCCUCUCUUCCCCUCUCAUCUCUCCUCUCCUCUCCUCCCCUCUCAUCUCUCCUCUCCCUCUCUUCCCCUCUCAUCUCUCCUCUCCUCUCCUCCCCUCUCAUCUCUCCUCUCUUCCCCUCUCAUCUCUCCUCUCCUCUCCUCCCCUCUCAUCUCUCCUCUCCUCUCCUCCCCUCUCCCUCUCUCCUCUCCUCUCUUCCCCUCUCAUCUCUCCUCUCCUCUCCUCCCCUCUCAGCUCUCCUCUCUUCCCCUCUCAUCUCUCCUCUCCUCUCCUCCCCUCUCAUCUCUCCUCUCCUCUCCUCUCCUCCCCUCUCUCAUCUCUCCUCUCUUCCCCUCUCAUCUCUCCUCUCCUCUCCUCCCCUCUCAGCUCUCCUCUCUUCCCCUCUCAUCUCUCCUCUCUUCCCCUCUCAUCUCUCCUCUCUUCCCCUCUCAUCUCUCCUCUCCUCUCCUCCCCUCUCAUCUCUCCUCUCCUCCCCUCUCAUCUCUCCUCUCCUCUCCUCCCCUCUCAGCUCUCCUCUCUUCCGCUCUUAUCUCUCCUCUCCUCUCUUCCCCUCUCAUCUCUCCUCUCCUCUCCUCCCCUCUCAGCUCUCCUCUCUUCCGCUCUUAUCUCUCCUCUCCUCUCUUCCCCUCUCAUCUCUCCUCUCCUCUCUUCCCCUCUCAUCUCUCCUCUCUUCCCCUCUCAUCUCUCCUCUCUUCCCCUCUCAUCUCUCCUCUCCUCUCCUCCCCUCUCAUCUCUCCUCUCCUCUCUUCCCCUCUCAUCUCUCCUCUCCUCUCUUCCCCUCUCAUCUCUCCUCUCCUCUCUUCCCCUCUCAUCUCUCCUCUCCUCUCCUCCCCUCUCAGCUCUCCUCUCUUCCCCUCUCAUCUCUCCUCUCCUCCCCUCUCAUCUCUCCUCUCCUCUCCUCCCCUCUCAGCUCUCCUCUCCUCCCCUCUCAUCUCUCCUCUCCUCUCCUCCCCUCUCAGCUCUCCUCUCUUCCCCUCUCAUCUCUCCUCUCCUCUCCUCCCCUCUCAGCUCUCCUCUCCUCCCCUCUCAUCUCUCCUCUCCUCUCCUCCCCUCUCAGCUCUCCCCUCUUCCCCUCUCAUCUCUCCUCUCCUCUCCUCCCCUCUCAGCUCUCCCCUCUUCCCCUCUCAUCUCUCCUCUCCUCUCCUCCCCUCUCAUCUCUCCUCUCCUCUCCUCCCCUCUCAGCUCUCCUCUCUUCCCCUCUCAUCUCUCCUCUCUUCCCCUCUCAUCUCUCCUCUCCUCUCUUCCCCUCUCAUCUCUCCUCUCUUCCCCUCUCAUCUCUCCUCUCUUCCCCUCUCAUCUCUCCUCUCCUCUCUUCCCCUCUCAUCUCUCCUCUCCUCUCUUCCCCUCUCAUCUCUCCUCUCCUCUCUUCCCCUCUCAUCUCUCCUCUCCUCUCUUCCCCUCUCAUCUCUCCUCUCCUCCCCUCUCUGCUCCUCCCUCCUCUCCCCUCCUCUCCUCUCCUCCUCUCUUCCUCUCCUCUCCUCCUCUCUCCUCUCCUCUCCCUUCCUCUCUCCUUGCCUCUCUUCCUCUCCUCUCCUCCUCUCUCCCCUCCUCUCCUCUCGGGCUUGUUUUGUUCCAAUUACUGCUGUGUCUGA